Exophiala viscosa is the source of this 999-nucleotide messenger RNA. RefSeq lists its product as uncharacterized. The transcript has 3 exons. The coding region runs from base 1 to 999 and encodes 332 amino acids. The record is from RefSeq and is a predicted model, not a curated record. Lineage: Eukaryota; Fungi; Ascomycota; Eurotiomycetes; Chaetothyriales; Herpotrichiellaceae.
AUGGCUUCGACUAGGCUCACUGUGCCCACUGAGAUGCAGAAUGCAGCGCGGACACUGUUCGAAAAGUAUCGAAGCAACGAAUGCCGACAGCAGCACGAAUCAAUGUGCAGACCUCAGGAAGCCGCUUCCAAAUAUGCCGUUGGUGAGAAGGUGUGCAUAAGACCAUCUGAGAACAAAACCAUCGAGCCGUGGUGCCUGGUCGCUACCCUUGCCGAGUCAAAGUGCUUUACGGCAGGAGAGAACCGUCAAUUCCGUCCUAUGGUUCUUGUGCGUGUCUCAUCGGACGGCAGUCGGAUCAUUGAAAGGGCCGGAUUUCAAGAAGAGAAACCUCUCGCACUCAGGAUUGCGCCGCUAUACAGUGUUGGCUCAAGUCUUCUGACCUCAAGUUGUGGGAUGGAAUCCACAGUCCUUAUUGAAGAACGGUGUUGGUUGAGCUCGAAAUACCGUGGUGGGCCGGACUGGGCGUACAAAGUCCGAGGCCAGCCUGAUAAAUGGAUGCCGGAAGGCGUGUUGCGUCCAAAGGAAGAACCUCCAAAAGAUCAGACCCACAGUGAAGCAACUCCACAGCCUACAGCCGAGUCAGCGGCCAACGAAGGCACGCAAGGAUCCUGCGGCGCACAGAUCUUCCCUGAAGAAGCGUCGCAGAAGACCGACAGGGUGGGCGAUCUCAUCGCGGGAGCAGACACGCACAAGCCGACUGCAGCCAAAUUCGACAAGGACAAAGCGGAUAAGCUGAAGGUACAGAUGGAUGAUCUGGGUAUCGAGAAGACCGACCUGGAGGAACAAAUGCAAGGCUAUAGUAAGGAGAGGGCGAAGUUGGAGGAGAAGGUGGCGAUACUGAAAGUCCAGGAAGAUGUUCUUUCCCAGAUACUGGCCGCAUUAAAGGAGAAAGCGGCAAAAACUACCGAAGAAGCCGAGGAUAUGGAAGCACUGGCCUCAACUGCGACUGAAGCGUCGACGGAGCUUUCCCAUGCCGCAAAGCGACGACGGGUUGAGUGA